CUACAACAUAAACUCAACUUGCCUUUGUUAUGAGAAGAAUUAUGAGUCUCACACUAACUACUGGUUGUAGGGCAACCAGACUAUUUUUCCCAGGCGCAAGGAGAUUGUUGUCAUUCUUCACUCUAUGUAAUUUUUUAUCCCUCCAUUAGUGCCAGAUGUUUAAUGUGUACGCAUUAUUUCUACCUCUGGCUGUUCAUAAUGUUGUCGCUUUUGUUCGACCCAAUCAACUUGAUGGAUUUCAGUGCAGCGAAGGAUCUUUUGUUCCGCUGGAUAAUCGAUGCGACUUCGAUGAUCAAUGCGGGGACAAUAGCGAUGAAAGGCUGUGCUCCUCCUUUGAACGAUGUGAUUUUGAGAGGGAUUUGUGUGGUAUGACAUCCGAUGGCUGGCGUAGAACCGAUGCUCUGGAAAACAUAGAUCCGUCAUAUGACCACAGAGCCAAUCAAACUGCUCAGUUUUUGGCAUUUUCAUCUUACAAAGACCCCGGUGAUCAUGCAAUUCUGAGAAGCAAGGAAUUCCUUCCAACACAGGAAAGUGCGCCUUGUCAGAUGCGGUUUUACUAUUUCUUCUCUGAUCUGAAUGGUACAUUGUCUGUGGGACUAGAAAGGAAAUCUCAAGGUUCCAUGCCUGACAUCUGGAUACAGGAAUCCAACGGGGAGAAUAUAUGGAAAAGAGUAGUCAUUACUAUCAGCAGCUCGGAGAAGUUCAAGGUUAUCAUCCGUGGUGCAUUUUGGAAAGAAAUACCCUCUGGAACCAUUGCCAUUGAUGAUAUUUCAUUCAGUGAAGGAUGUUCCAGUGUUGAUGCCUUUCCUUCCUGUGACUUUGAUGAGAGCAUGUGUGGGUGGAUUACAAGAGCAUCACCUGAGCAUAUUCCUUGGACUCUGAGAAGAGGAGGAACCCGUAUGUCACAAGAUUCAGGGCAUUUUAUAUUUGUUGAAGGAAGUAACAAUACUCUCAAUAGAAGUGCAUUUCUCGAGAGCUCCGUGCUCCAGAUCAGUGUCAGGGUCUGCCAGUUCCAGUUCAGUUACAUGACAGAGGAAGACAAUGGCUUUAGACUUCUGCUGUACAAUGAAGGGAAUAAAACAAUACUGUUUGAAACCUGGGCAUCAACAGAAGGCAUCUGGGUUGAACAUAAAGUUUCUCUACCAGGAAACAUAAAGGAACUACAGCUUGCUUUUGAAGGUAUCAUACAAAGCAACCAUGGAUUUAUUGCCCUGGAUGAUGUCAGACUUAUUAGCUGCUCUGAUUUGCCCUUGAUUGGAAGCAGCUCCCCAGAAGUACCCAGCUCUGCUGAAACUCUCUGUACCGAUGCAGAACCAACCGGUCAACUGGAAUGUGAUUGUGAUGGAAGUGUUGAGGAUUCUGCAUAUUGCAGAAGUUUUAGCAAAUGCGACUUUGAGUCAGGCUUCUGCAACUGGAAACCACUAUCAACAGAUGGCUUGCCUUGGAGUAUUACCAUGGGAAGAAGCACAAAGGAUGAAACAUUGCCCAAUAAAGACCACACAACUAAAAGUGAGGAAGGACAUUUCCUGUAUUUGAGUGCACCUUCAAAGCCAGAAAACAAGUCUUCAUCACAGCUGGAAAGUUCUUUUUUUGUGAAACCUUUAAGCAUGGCAGCUGCCUGCAAGAUACAGUUCUGGUACCAGUUACAUCAUACAUCCAAACUUUCCAUAUUCAAGAGACCUUUAGGCCAUGCAGCGUUGCAGCCAGUAGGGGAACUUACAGGCCCAUCCACUAACAACUGGACAAAGGCUAUAAUAUAUGUGAGCAAUUGUUCACAGUACUCAAUGGAUCCAGCCCAGAUUAUACUGAAAGCCUCACUUUUAUCUCCAAAUGCCACUGUCGCUAUCGAUGACAUCUGUUUAUCUCCAGAAUGUGUCACAGCAAGUAACUUUCUUCCAGCUGCCAAAUGUGACUUUGAAACUGAUAACUGUGGCUGGUACGAGAAGCAAAAUAGCGAUUCCUUUGACUGGAUGCGACAAUCAAGAAGCAACGUUCCACCUCAGUAUGAGCAGCAAGCCCCACCUCGGGACCAUACUACUAAUAAAUCUGAAGGUCACUUUAUGUUUAUUUUAAAAAAGAAAAGCAAAUUUACACAGAUUGCAGAGUUAAGAAGCCCAGUAUUUAACCAGGCAGGAUCAGGAUGCACAAUGACCUUCUGGUAUUAUAACUACGGCUUGUCAGUUGGGGCAGCGGAGAUGCUUUUGUUACCAAGCAGUGAGAAAAAGCCUACAGUACUUUGGAGAAUAUAUUAUGACCAAGGGGAUCAAUGGUUAAAAGGUUUCAUUCAACUUGAUCGCCUGUCGGAACCUUUCCAGUUAUCAUUUAAUAAAAUCAGCUUUGGAUUUUACGAUGGAGUAUCGGCAAUCGAUGACAUAAUGUUCGAGGAUUGCUCCCUUCCUCCAGCUGUGGGGAUGUGCUUUGGACCAGAACGUUUCUGGUGUAAAGUAACCAAGGCUUGCAUCAGUAGUUUAUUAGUGUGUGAUCUUACUGAUGACUGUGGAGAUGGAUCUGAUGAAGAAAACUGUAAUUCUGAAUUACAAUGUAGCUUUGAAACAGACCUGUGCAACUGGUCGCAAGAUUCUGAUGAUGAUUUUGACUGGACAAGAAAUCAAGGCCCAACUCCCACACUUGAUACUGGACCAAUGAAAGAUCAAACCUUUGGAACCGCAAAGGGACAUUACCUCUACAUUGAAACCUCAGAACCUCAAGUCUAUCAGAAUCAAGCUGCUUUGCUGAGCCCAGAAAUAGAUGCCACUGUUACUAAUGGAAACAAAACCUGUAUUUUCCGCAUCCAUUACCACAUGUUUGGAAAGCAGAUUUAUUCCCUGGCAGUUUACAAGAGAAUAAGGAAAAAUACUAAGGGAAUACUAUUGUGGCAAGCGUUUGGGAAUAAGGGGAACCGAUGGCUGAAAAAGACUCUCUACAUUGACAGUAACCAACCGUUUCAGUUAAUGCUUGUCGGUACUGUUGGUGAUGGAUUUACUGGUGACAUUGGGAUUGACGACCUUUCAUUUUUAGGAUGCACUCUAUACAGAGGUACUUUGCCCACAUGGUCUCCUGCUCCAGUAGAAACUUCAACUGUGGCAACACUUCCUAGCCAUAAUUGUACUGCAAACGAAUAUGUUUGUAGGUCAACAGGACAAUGUAUCCCGAUAAUAAAGAUAUGCGAUUUUAAGGCAGACUGUUCAGAUAAUUCAGAUGAAGCUAAAUGUGCUUCAGAAUAUUGCAAUUUUGAAAAUGGAAGCACAUGCCAGUGGUAUCAGCCAAAUUCAUCUUUGCGCAGAGAGACUAUAUUUCAAUGGGAAAUCAGCAAAGGAAGCACCAUCCAUCCUGGAGAAGAGAAUCACAGGCCUCUAAAUGACCAUACCUUGUCUACAGAAGAAGGAUCGUAUUUGUAUGCAGAUAGUUCCAAUGGUGAGUUUGGACACAUGGCCUACAUCAUGACACCUCUGAUUUCCCUCACUGGACCCAAAUGUAAACUUGCAUUUUGGACUUAUAUGAAUGGAGCCACAAUUGGAUCUUUGCAGGUUCUUAUCAAAUUUGGUAAUGUAACAUAUGAAGUUUGGUCUCAGAGUGGUAAACAAGGCCCACAAUGGAAUCGAGCAGAAGUAUUUUUAGGAACAUUGUCUUAUUUCCAGAUUGUCCUUCGAGCAAAACGUGGUGUCAGUUAUAUUGGAGAUGUGACCGUGGAUGAUAUUUCAUUUGAAGAUUGUGCACCAAUGCCUACUCCUAGUAAGGCUUGUUCAGCAGACGAAUUUAAGUGUUCCAACAAAUACUGUAUUCCAAAGGACAGCCUGUGUGAUUAUGUUAAUGACUGUGCCGACAAUUCGGAUGAAUACCCUUUCCUCUGCAAUGCCUUUAUUGGUCGCUGUGACUUUGAAUUUGAUUUCUGCAACUGGAGACAAAACCAAAACGACGACUUUGACUGGAAUCUUAGAGCCGGAAGCACGCCAACAGUUGCCACUGGACCAGUUACUGACCAUACCUUAAAAAAUCCAUCUGGAUAUUAUAUCUUUAUAGAGAGCUCAUUCCCACACCUACCAGCACAAGGAGCAAAGAUUUCUGGCCCGAUGAUAAGCAGAUGGAGCAAAAACUGCAAGCUCGUGUUCUACUUUCACAUGUUUGGAAGUGGCAUUGGAACACUUUCUGUUUAUCAAAUGACUGUAUCCAACAAGGAAAUAUUGCUGCUGAACCUUACAGGAGACCAGGGCAACUUCUGGCAGAAAAGAGAACUUACACUUCACAGCAUAGAAGAAGACUACUAUAUUGAAUUUCAUGGAAAAAUUGGAAUAAAUCAAAGAGGAGAUAUUGCUCUGGAUGAUAUAUUGUUCACCAAUGAGUGUUUUAAACCAUCUGCUCUAGUUGCAAAAUCACACAGCAAUAUGCCUCGAACAGAAUUGUGCCCACCAAGUUUUUCAAGUUGUAACAAUGGAAAGUGUUUCAGGCCAGAACAAAGCUGCAACUUUAUUGAUGACUGUGGUGAUAAUACAGAUGAAAAGGACUGCGGUACCUCCUGUACAUUUGAAGAAGGCAUUUGUGGCUGGAAAAAUUCAGUAGCUGACAGCUAUGACUGGGCUUUAGGGAAACAUUCUAUUCAGGCAUUAAGACCCCCCAGGGACCAUACAAUUGGAAAUGAGGAUGGUCACUUCUUGUUCCUUGAAGCAUCCCCGGUCGGUUUACGAGGGGAAAAGGCCCAUCUGAAAAGUUCAAAAUGGAGAGAGUCUGGUGCUGAUUGCACACUGGUAUUUUGGUAUUUCAUGUCACCCAAAGCAACAGGAGUAAUACAAGUUCUUAUCAAAACUGAAAAUGGACUUUCAAAACUAUGGAGUGAGUCUGAAAAGCAAGAUGUGAAAUGGAAUAAAGUUGAGUUAUACCUUGGGAAGUUGAGGAACUUUGAGGUGAUCUUUGAAGGCAUUCGCACAAGAGACUUUGGAGGUGGAGCAGCAAUUGAUGACAUUGAAUUUAGAAAUUGUUCCAUUCUUGGAGAAGUGCCGGGAAAAUGCCUCACGGAUACAGAUUUUAUAUGCAGAAACAAGAAGUGCAUCGAAUCCCACCUUGUCUGUGACUACAAACCGGACUGUGAAGACCUCUCGGAUGAGAUGAGUUGUAGUGUAUACACCAGCGUGCCCGGAAGCUGCAAUUUUGAAUACACCGAAGACAGCCGUCCUUUGGAAUGCGAUCUUAUACAAGAUCAAGAUGAUCAUUUCGAUUGGAGUGUGGGUGACAGGGGCAUGAUUGAACUAAAUACAGAUCACACACCAGGCAGUGGGAAACAUUUCCUCUUUAUCAACUCAUCUCUGCAGCAAGAAGGAGACAUUGCCAGAAUAUUGACGAGUAACGAUUUUCCAGUCACAAACGGGACCUGUAGGAUACGCUUUUGGUACUACAUCCAGGGGCCACCUCAUUCAUGCACACUCAAGUUGUAUAUAGUCACCAACCAUGGGCUGGAGUUUCUGUACUGGUCAGCAGCGGAAAACACCGACAUGAGAUGGAUUUAUGCCAAUGUCGUUCUAUCCAGUAACAGUCCAUACAGGGUGGCCUUCGAAGCGCAAGUAGGAGGGGAGCAGCUUUUUGACGUUGCUCUGGAUGAUAUCUCCUUUACCCUGGACUGUAAUAUGGGAGGACCCGUAAUACCACAACCUGCAUGUCCCAAUGACUGGUUUACUUGUGCGUAUGUAAAGGGAUGUGUACCUCUGGAUGCAAGGUGCAAUGGAAUGGAAGACUGCAUAGAUGGAUCUGAUGAAAUCAAUUGUCCUACUGUCAUUCCUAGUACAGCGACUCCGAUGCCGUGCAAAGACACAGAAAUGCACUGUGCUGAUACAAUAUGCAUAGCAGCCAUGAUGUGGUGCGAUGGUGUACCUGACUGCCCAAUGGGGGAAGAUGAACGCAACUGCACCUAUCAAGUUUGCCUCAGCGGCUCUCUCCUGUGCAUUCCCACUAACACCUGUAUACCUGCAAUCCAGCGUUGUGAUGGAAAGCCUGACUGCCCUUACUUCAACUCUGAUGAGUCCAGUUGCAAAGUUUGCCCAGAUGAGUAUUGCAAGAAUGAAGGGGAAUGUAUCCUGAAAAAAGAUGUUCCAUUGUGCAGCUGUCCUAAAAACUGGAAAGGAAACCGUUGCCACCUCAGUGCUAUGACGUUGCCUUCUAGAACAACAGAGGACAACGACAGUGGUGUAUGGAUUGGUAUGGGCAUUGGUGUAACCUGUUUAAUCGCUGAGUUACUUAUAGCUUUGCUGUGUUUCUUUUGUAAGAGAAAACAAAAAGAAAAUAUUGUCAGUGGCUUCGCCAACCCAGUUUAUGGAGGAAACAGCAUCGCAUCGCAGAAAGAGAUAAAUGAUUUUGUAUGCUCAAAAGUCCAAGUCAGUGUCUAUCCAUGGAGAACAUCCCAGGAGGAGUCAGACAUCUGCUCAUUCGACAACCCUCUCUAUGGCAAGAAAGAAGACGGCAUGUAAUUUAGAUGUCAGGAUAAUUUCACAGACUUCCCUGUGUAAAACUUUCAGGAGACAAAUUCUAAUAUCAUUUACAAUUAAUGUAAAUACCACCUGCUACCAGUCACUCAAAGCAGGUACUGCACUGCCUGUAAUUAUAUGGAAAGUGCUUCCAGCUCACGUGCUGCAAAACCUGUACGAUUCUGCCCCCCUCGAGUACACCACAAAUAGUGUGUUUAUAUUUUUUUAGGUCCCUAGAUAUAUUACCAGCCUCCACCACUGCACUGGCUGAUAGGCCUUCUUUCAAUAACAAUAAAUACAACAAAGGAAAUUCAUAACUGAUGCUGCUUUAUACUAUAU
This is a messenger RNA of Xenopus laevis (African clawed frog), 6788 nucleotides long. RefSeq names its product MAM and LDL receptor class A domain containing 1 L homeolog (gene malrd1.L). Lineage: Eukaryota; Metazoa; Chordata; Amphibia; Anura; Pipidae. Bases 156 to 6452 code for a protein of 2098 amino acids. The record is from RefSeq and is a predicted model, not a curated record. Gene Ontology annotation, cellular component: membrane. The transcript has 40 exons.